AUGGCUUCUCGAACAUCGUAUAAGGACUCCAGAUCAAUGUCGACGUCGCGCUGCUUCUUCGGCAGGGUAGUCUUGGGCGGAGUGCCCCAGAGGCGAGGCGAGUCGUCAUCUGCCAUCCUCAACAGGGUCAACAAGGCUGGAUCGGCGAUGAAGAUCGACAGCGCCACCGACUUUCGGGAUCAAGUUCUGCGAAAUAAUGUUUUCGACUUCUGCUAA
This is a messenger RNA of Bursaphelenchus okinawaensis, 216 nucleotides long. The record is from the annotation of a GenBank genome assembly. NCBI's taxonomy places the organism in Eukaryota, Metazoa, Nematoda, Chromadorea, Rhabditida, Aphelenchoididae.